Molecule: messenger RNA, 1035 nt
Organism: Cotesia congregata
Lineage: Eukaryota; Metazoa; Arthropoda; Insecta; Hymenoptera; Braconidae
Source: the annotation of a GenBank genome assembly
AUGUCGUUCCUACGGUCAGCUGGUGAUAUCAUUGGAUUUCUGUUAUUGUCAUUGGUUACGAUUAUUGAAUCAAUGUUCAAAGCGUUUAUUCCCAAAAGGUAUAAAAUGAAAAGUGUCGCGGGUGAUAUUGCCCUUGUUACUGGUGGUGGCGGAGGACUUGGAAGGCUUCUUUCGCUAAGACUCGCUAAUUUAGGUGCUACGGUCGUCGUCUGGGAUAUCAAUGAAAAUGGAAUUGAUGAAACAGUUAAAUUAGUACGCGCUGCUGGUGGAACGUGCUAUGGAUACGUUUGUAAUCUUUGUAAUCGUGAGGACGUGUAUAAAAAAGCUGAAAUUCUUAAAUCCGAAGUUGGACAGGUAUCAAUAUUAAUCAACAAUGCUGGCAUUGCUACGGGUAAAAAAUUUAUGGAUACACCUGACGAACUUAUCAGCAAGACUAUGGAAGUAAAUACGAUGGCACAUUUUUGGACGGUGAAGGCGUUUCUUCCGGCAAUGAUGGAGAAAAAUAAGGGACACAUUGUCAGCAUUGCUAGUCUUGCUGGUCACAUUGGAGUUCCUAAGCUUGUAGAUUAUUGCGCUUCUAAAUUCGCUGCUGUCGGAUUUGACGAAGCUCUUAGAAUGGAACUUGAGGCUGAUGGGUACAACAAAAUUUACACAACGGUAAUUUGUCCGUAUUUCAUUCGUGCGACGGGUAUGUUUGAAGAUGUAGUAUCAAGGUAUAAUAUUGAAUUCAGAUUUUUACUGCCCUUGAGCCCAAAUGUGGUUGCCGAUCGUGUCAUAACUGCAAUAAGAUGUAACGAAAAAUUCGCCAUUCUACCAGGGUACUUUCAAGGUCUUCUUGCAGCUAAAUGGAUAUUUCCAUGGAGUUGCGUAGCGAUGUUUCUGCGUGGGCUAGUAAGAGACGCGUCACCAGAACACGAUCAACCAAAGAAAGCAACAGAUAAUAACCACCAGGAGUUUGAACCAUCGAAAGAUCCAAACGGUGUACUUCAUCAGCAGCUUGCAAGACGUGUAUCAAGUUCUGAGAGAAAACCAUAA